Doryrhamphus excisus (bluestripe pipefish) is the source of this 1822-nucleotide messenger RNA. RefSeq names its product KICSTOR subunit 2 (gene kics2). Gene Ontology annotation, cellular component: KICSTOR complex. Lineage: Eukaryota; Metazoa; Chordata; Actinopteri; Syngnathiformes; Syngnathidae. Gene Ontology annotation, biological process: protein localization to lysosome; cellular response to amino acid starvation; negative regulation of TORC1 signaling. The record is from RefSeq and is a predicted model, not a curated record.
GUUUACAGCAAGCCAAGCCAAUAUGGCGGCUGACUGCUCGCCAGAUGGCGGUUAUUCACUUUAAACUUAUUCAGAACGCGAAUCAGUAUUCCUGUGAAUAAUUAUGUGCUUAUAUGGUACAAAACUGCGUAAAAGUGUCUUUUUUUUUUUUUUAGAAAAAAACAUGGCUAACGAGCUCGUUGUCUGAGCGUGAUCCAUGGCGGAGGCGGACGAGCUGCGGCCUGUCCCCCGGGAGAGAGCCAUCCUGGAGAGCUUCUUCACGCAGCUGGGCAUGUUCUCCUUCGACAGGGCCAAGGACUACGUGGACAAAGAGAAGGACAGCAGCAAGAGCUCCGGCACCAUCUGGGCCGCGCUACUAGCCGCGCUGGCUCAUCUGGUGGCGGCGGAGAAGGCCUAUCAUAACAUGACCUUUCUGGGACAGAAAAUUGGUGGUCAGUCAUUCUUCAGUCGCAAGGACUCGAUCCGCACCAUCUACACGUCUCUGUACAACGAGCUGAGGAAAGUGGUGACAUCAGGACGCCACAGCCAGCAAGGUUCCGCCUCUUACCUGGAGGAGCUGCUGUCUCACCUGUCGGAGCAGCUGUGUUAUUUCACGCAGGCCCGUGUGGAGAUGGCAGACCUGUACGAGAAGAUGCACGUAUUGGCCGGCCAUAAGAAUGUCAACUGCGAGGAUCUGGUGACCGCACUUGAGCUCGUCCUGCACAAGUACAGCUCCAAGUUCCACCACCCCAUCCUGGGCCGAGUGGAAGAGAGCUUCCAGACGGAGGUGGACGUGGUGACCCAGUUACUGCGCUGCCAGGCCCAAGUGUCGGAGUGGCACUUCUUACCCGCCUUGCUCAAUCUGCACGGUGCCACCACCAAACUGGGCACCUGGGGUCAACUGUUCCAGCGGCAGAGGGAUACUCGCAAGCAUCUGUUUGGAGGUCAGUCCCAAAAGGCCGUGCAGCCGCCGCACCUCUACGCAUGGCUGCAGCGCUUUCAGGCGGCGCUGCUCGCCAAGUUCAGCUUCUACUUCCAUGAAGCGCUGAGUCGGCAGACGGCACCCGCCGACAUGCGCGCCCUGACUGCCCGAACCGCCCCCGACUACCACGGCAAGAUUUGCUCCUUUGUGCGCAAACACGAUGCCAGCAACGUGUCUCUGGUGUUCGACAACCGCGGCUCUGUGAGCUUCCAGGGUCACGGCUACCACCACCCGCACUCGUACCGAGAGGCGCCCAAGGGCGUCGAGCAGUUCCCCGCCGUCGUUUCGCUUCCGUCAGGCGAGCGGCCGCUCACGCACUGGCCCAACGUUAUCAUGAUGAUGGGGGACCGUGCGGCCGAGCUCAACACUUUGGACAAAGUGGUCCACUUCUAUGACGACAAGGUCCAAAGCACAUACUACCUGACCCGGCCCGAGCCCCAUUUCACUCUGGUGGUCAUUUUUGACGGCAGGAAGUCCGAGAAAGACAUGCACAUCGCCACCUUCCUGCACGAGAUCUCUGCCUCGCUGAGGAACUCCAAACCCUUCAGCACCCUCAAGCCGGGCACAAAGGGCUGAGCGGACCCCAAAGAAAGUCAAAAGUCAAAAAGCAAUGUUUUUUCUCCUGCAAAGACGUUUUAUUGUCAAUUUUAACAAAUCCAUGUGUUUUAGUUUCUUGCCUUGUAAUAAUGUGUAUGUACCGUACUGCGUUGUCACAUUGGUUCAUUCAAUCAUAAAUGGAAUAAAUGUACUAAAGCAAAGAAAGAUGCUGCCGCAUGGUUUGCAAAUGGUAAAUGGACAGCAUUUGUAUAGCGCUUUUUUUAUCCAGAGCGCUUUACAAUAUAUGCCCGUCAUUCACCCAUU